This is a messenger RNA of Babesia bovis T2Bo, 1260 nucleotides long. RefSeq names its product C2H2 type zinc-finger (2 copies) family protein. Lineage: Eukaryota; Apicomplexa; Aconoidasida; Piroplasmida; Babesiidae. The transcript has a single exon. The record is from RefSeq and is a predicted model, not a curated record. Gene Ontology annotation, cellular component: preribosome, large subunit precursor. The coding region runs from base 11 to 1174 and encodes 387 amino acids. Gene Ontology annotation, biological process: ribosomal large subunit biogenesis.
CUUACACACAAUGUCACUGGCAUCUAAGGAGUCACCGGGACUCUGCUUUUUCAAGAGUAGCAGGAAAAUACAGCCCACCCAAAGUAUAGAAAGCAAUAAAUGUAUAACUUGCAGCGCAGUAUUUGACGAUAUAACGGAACAAAAACAACAUUUUAAAUCAGAAUGGCAUUUGUAUAAUGUUAAACGUAAAGGAAGUGGCAUAUCAACGAUUAGUGAAGAUGAGUUCGUGAAACUAAAGGAAGGCCUUGCUCAAAUUAUGGCCCAAAAGAACACUGAAAUUGAAACAAAGAAUCGCAACAAACUUUCACGUAAAUCAAGUGCUAAAAGUAAUAAAUCGGAAUCUAUCGAUGGCACAAAGACCAUAGGUGUCUCGCAUAAACCUACAUCGCAAACUGAACCAACCGGUGCAACAUCGGUACCGUAUGACCCAGUUAUGUGCAUAUUUAGUGGUGAAAGAUCGCAAACCAUGGAGGAUAAUAUCAAGGCCAUGGGCAAAAACUACUCGUUUUUUAUACCAGAGCGUGAGUACCUGGUCUCACCUGAUGGUUUGUUGGGAUACUUAUACGAUAAAAUACACAACCAAUACACUUGUAUAUACUGCCAUAAACCAUUUGGUAGCAUAUACGCAGUAAAUCACCAUAUGGAACAGAAGCAGCACCGCAAGCUAAACGAUGAUGAUCUUGAUGAGGUGGCACAGUUUUACGAUUUCACGAGAUCAUAUGCAGAACUUAUGAUUAAAGGGGUGGAUUAUUAUAAACAUGAUGGAACGGAGUCCACAGUUGAUCGUGAUGACAGUGAGUACACAGACGAUGAGGAUGACUGGGAAGAUGUCAUUACCCCCGAAACAGAGCAACAUGAUGCUAUACAAACACUGUCGUCACUCGGUUUAUAUCGUGCACGGAUUAGCCCUAGCGGUAAUCUCACAUUACCAAAUGGCAGGGAGGCCAUCCAUAGGGAUAUAUCAUACGUCUACAAGCAGCACCUGAUUGUUAGAAGUUCAUAUGGAAUGGCUAAGGGACCAACUGGGUUCCAGUUCUUACCCACUGCACUAAAGAAACAAAUUAAACAGGCAGAUAAGCUGAAACGCACGAAAUUGGAUCAUGGAACGCUCAAGGCGCAAUACAAAUCGUACAAGCUUUUUGUACCAUGCAACCAAAUUGCAUAUGCAACAUGAUUAAAAGAACCACCCGUAUAAUAUGUAGAAACAUAAUAAUCAGUCAUCAUUUAAACUGUGUUUGUAGAAAUAUAGCAGCAUCACUG